AUGACAAUGACUACAAUGCCAGAGAGUCUUAAUAGCCCAGUCUCAGGGAAGAACGUUUUCAUGGAAUUUGGGCCACCAAGUCAACAAAUGUCGCCUUCAUCCAUGUCUCACGGACACUAUUCAAUGCACUGUUUACAUUCUGCUGGUCAACACGACAGCUCCUAUAGCCCAGCGCCGUCCUUUCCUAGGUCGUUGGGUUAUCCAUAUGUCAGCUCGGUCGGCAGCCAUUCCUCAAGCCCAUAUCUGAAUACAGUGCAAUCCUACCCAAACAACUCGGCAUUAACACAGACUCGGUUAGAAGACACAGUACCAGAGUCGGAGAAAAACACUGUUGUGGAAGGAGGAGAAGUCCGGUUCAACGGGAAAGGGAAAAAGAUCCGCAAACCCCGGACUAUUUAUUCCAGUUUACAGCUCCAAGCUCUCAACAGAAGAUUUCAACAAACACAAUAUUUGGCACUACCCGAGAGAGCUGAGCUCGCGGCGUCUCUUGGACUCACUCAGACGCAGGUAAAGAUUUGGUUUCAGAACAAACGGUCCAAAUUUAAGAAACUUAUGAAACAAGGCGGUGGAACAAUAGACACCAACGCGCUGGCCCACGGACGCGGACUCUCUACCGGAUCGCCAACGGUAGCGCCUGUUUGGAACUCCACGGCCACUGUGAAAACGUCCGUGGGCACCCCAAGCACAUACAUUCCCAGUUACACCUCCUGGUAUCCAACCGCACACCAAGACUCAAUGCAGCAGUCCCAGCUCAUGUGA
Chanos chanos (milkfish) is the source of this 759-nucleotide messenger RNA. It is a transcript of the gene dlx1a, whose product is annotated as distal-less homeobox 1a. Gene Ontology annotation, biological process: negative regulation of transcription by RNA polymerase II; cell differentiation; embryo development. The record is from RefSeq and is a predicted model, not a curated record. Bases 1 to 759 code for a protein of 252 amino acids. The transcript is spliced from 3 exons. NCBI's taxonomy places the organism in Eukaryota, Metazoa, Chordata, Actinopteri, Gonorynchiformes, Chanidae. Gene Ontology annotation, molecular function: DNA-binding transcription factor activity, RNA polymerase II-specific; RNA polymerase II cis-regulatory region sequence-specific DNA binding.